AUGCCCGUUGUCUAUGGAAUUCGUUGUCCUCUUGGAGCUCGGUUCGCUUCCUUCUUUCUGGAGCAAGCUCUGGCCUGGACUCCGUGGAAGCUCCUCCUGGUGAUUGCGCUAGCGUCUCCUGCAGUCAGCGCGUGUUCUAAAACCUUGUGGCCGAACCUUCGCCGCUCGCCCCCGGCUUACUUCUCCAAGGGCAAUAAGGGUUGUGAAGACUCAAGCGCAAGUGCCAUGCAUCAUCGUGGUUCCGCGGGUCCGACCCACAGGUAUCUCAGAAAGCUUAUUUUUCUAUUGCUCCCACAUCUCAGCUUUGCGGCGCCUGCUUGGCACUUUGGUCCUGCUUCUGGCGAAGGCAGGCUUGCGCCUGUGGGCACGAUGUCGGUUCCUGAUUCGGCGGACAUUCUUCCUGGUGAAUUACCUGGGCGACCCUCACUCUGCGGGCAAAGUAGUCACACAACUUAUUUUCGUAGCCCUCAAGCCAUUGGGUCAGCACGGCACCUGGGUUUUUCAUUCCGCACACUCCUGGAGGAGGCAGACACUCCACUCUUUGAUGACGUGUGUGGUCUUGCUUGUCAUGUUCUUUCACAACUCGGCGCAAAAGUCACCAUCAAACUUGAAGCCUCCCUGCAGCUCUCCCAGUUCCAGCGCACCGCUGAGGAGCUGCGGCACAUACUUCCGACACGUGCUGACCUUGCUGGCGUAGAUUUGGAGAAUACCUGGUUAGAUGCAGACCUCAGUCUACUCGACAAGCUCCCUCGCGAGAAGUUGAAGUUGGAGUCGGGCUUGGCUACGCUUCGUGAGUGGGAACCGCAGAUGGGAAUGCCUCGUGCGCUUCAUAUAUACACAGAUGGAUCGUACGGAGACACCUUCACUGAUGGGUUUAAAGCUGUGGGUUGGUCAUUUACAGUCUGGGCCGAUUGCCAUGACGCCUUGCACUUCGUCGGCCACGCGUCCUUCCAUGGAGCCUCGUCUGAGUCUCCAUAUUUCCUGGGCGAAUACUCACCUUCCCCUUUGGCUGGCGAGCGACUAGGCAUAGCUUGGGCGAUUGUCUGGAUCAUUGAGCAUUCGGCUUCUUUCCCGGGGCCCUAUGUGCUAGAAUACGAUUGUCUCAACGCGGGCAAACAUGCAUUUGGUGAGUUCCUAGAUCAUGCCAGUGAUGAGGAGUCGGCUGCGUUGGCUGAGGCCGUCUCUGCGCUUCGAGUGUGCAUGGAUGCCUGUUGCCAUGUUGAUCACCGGCAUGUGCGAGCGCACGAAGGCACAUUCCCCAAUGAGCUGACUGAUGUUUUGGCAAAGGUUGUCCGAGCGUUUCCUGUUGAACAUGAUCAGCGGUGCCUGCCGACUUGGCCUCGAAACAUGGUUUUUCAUCCACUAAGAGAUUGGGCGUGGCGCUUCUUCGACUUUCAGGUCGCUCUACCUACCGUCUUUGCGCUGGAGACUGAAGCUCUUCGCCUGCAGCACCGCACUUCUCACGAGCCGGUUCGGGUCCCGCAAAUUGCCACAGUCGACUUGGCGCGUCAGGCUUCCGAGGAAACUGUAGCUCUCCAAAUGCUUUUUGCGUCGAUCAACAUCUUGACCUUUCGGGAUGAGCAGACCAGAGCCGCUGCUGGGCAAGCAUCAACCAUGGGACUCCGGGUCCAGGGCCGUCAGGCCUUCGUCAUACAUCAACUUCUGGAGCGCCGGGUGUGGAUCGCCGGGUUUCAGGAGUCGCGGCUACCGCACAGCUCCACUGCGCAUUCCCAGGACUAUGCGCUGUACCAUUCUGCCUGCACGAGCAGGGGGCAACUGGGCUGUUCCCUGUGGAUCAACAAGAGCAUUCCGUAUGCCACUGUCAAAGACCAGCACCAUUAUGUAAAAGAGUCCCAUGUGUCCAUCUUGGGCUAUGGGCCCAGGUACCUUGUGGCCAGCGUAGUUGCGCCGCACCUUCGUAUCCUGAUUGUUGUUGCUCAUUGCCCUUACCAAGGCCACGGUGAAUCCCCUGAAGAAUUUUGGAGGCUCAUUAGCAAGUACGUCUCAGACAGAUUGGAUGGAACUUACGCAGUGAUCCUUACAGAUUCGAACGGUCACGUCGGCAGCGUGCAGUCCUCCUCUAUAGGUGGCUUGGCGCCAGAAGAAGAGAAUGCGCCUGGCCGCGAACUGCAUACAUUCUUGGCGGAUCACAGACUUUGGGCCCCCGCUACAUUCGCGGACACGCCCCUCUGGGCCUCUGGGGCGGCCUACCGGCUUGACUUCGUCUGCAUUCCACUUGAAUGGCAGCGAGGCCACAUCUCUUCAUGGGUGUGGGUUGAUUUUGAUGGGAUGCAGAUCAGUCGCGAUCAUCGACCAGCCCUCCUUGAGUGCUGCUUUGAGUACAGCCUUUCCACGCAGCCCUUCGUGCGGCGUCGGUGUUCUCCGCCUCUCCGCGUUCUUUCCCUGAGUGCCAGUGACCGUGAGGAAUACUAUCGGCAGCUCGGCGCGGCCGCCCUGCCAGACUGGCACCUCGAUGUUGAUGACCAUUACGACGGGCUCCUUCGUGUGUGGCGGGCAAGUUGGUGUCAGGUACACACUGCAGAUGCUCCGCCCAGACACAAUCCGUACAUCACUGAGGAGACCUUGGGCAUCAGAGAUAGACGCAAGGGUCUUCUUCGCUACAUUGCGAAAGAGGAACUAGCUGCCAAUAGGGUCCAUCUGCUGGCAGGCUUCGCGGCUUUCAUUCUUCAUUUGAGAGGCCAAGCUUUCCAGCCUGAACAGAUGCGAUACCUUUGGACAAGCUUGCGCAACAUUCACAUCAGCAUUGCGCGAGCUUUAGUCAUGGUUCGCGUCACUGGCAAGCAGCUCAGGUCUGCUGUCAAAAGUGAUCGCAAGCGCUACCUGGCAGAGCUUGCCAGCCGGGUUGGCCAAUGCCAGAAACACGACACCAAGGCCCUCUUCGAGGCCGUUCGACAGGCUUUCCCCGACGCUAGAUCGCGCAAGCACAAGAGACUGCGGCUGCUUCCCAUGCUUUGUAAGGAAGACGGCUCUCCGGCACAGAGCAACGCCGAGGCCGAGCGCAUCUGGCGAGACCACUUUCGGCAGCAGGAGGCCGGCGUAGAGGUCACGCCCUCUGGUUAUGCUCAGGAAGCCACCGACUGGAGACGGGCUUCCACUCUUGUUCCAGCGUUUGAUGUGUCCACUGUACCAUCACGCACAGAGCUGGAGCAGGUUCUUCUGUCCCUUAGACCCCUCAAAUCGCCAGGGCCCGAUGGGGCUACGCCGGAGCUUUUCCAAUGCCACCCCAGGCUCAUGGCGCGGAUGCUGAUGCCGUUGAUGGUGAAAGCAUCUCUGGCCACAGCUGAACCCUUUCUCUGGAAAGGGGGGACGUUGGUGACCCUUGCCAAGCGCGCGUCGCAGACGUUCCAGACCAAUGACUUUCGUUCCAUCCUUUUGGCGAGCGUGCCAGGAAAAAUUUUCCACAAACUAGCCCGGCGCCGACUCUUGCCUGUAUUGCAGCAACAUCAGUCAGGACUACUUGCGGGGACGGCCGCUGGUAUUGGACCUGACACAAUAUCCUUGGCUGUCCGUGCAUCCAUUGACAUUGCCCGUCAGUCUGGUUGCAGUUGGAUGACGCUGUUUUUUGACAUCAAAUCGGCUUUCUACCGGCUAGUGCGCCAAACCAUCGUUCCUGGUGAGAUGGCCGAGUACCAACUCGUUCGCCUACUUUCUGGGCUCGGAGCCACUCCAGAGGCACUUUCCGAGCUGCGCCAGCUCCUGGAACAGGCCGCAGCCAUACCCCGAUUUGGUGCCAAUCCACAUCUCGUCAAGUUAGUGGACAGUCUUCUCCAGGCUACGUGGUUCACCAUGACCUUGGCGCCGCAGUUGGUCAUGACAUUUCUUGGCAGCAGGCCAGGUGACUCUGCUGCUGACAUUUUCUUUGCCUUCGGCCUUACGUGCUACCUGGACUCCACUGAAGCCCUUCUGCGUGAACGAGGUCUGUGCUGGCUGCCAUCGCCCACCCAGAAGACACUGCUCGCAGACGACUGGGCGGUUGCUCCGGAUGUCACUACAGCAGCUUGGGCGGAUGACGUUGUCAAGUUCCAUGCCACGUCCUCACCUCAACAACUGCGCGAUGACAUGCAGGUGAUGGCAAAAACGUUCCUGAAUCGGGCGGCUUCGUGUGGGAUGCGCUUUUCGCCGGGUAGGGACAAAACUGCGUUCCUGGUGGACAGACGAACGCGUCAGUCUUGGACUGCGUUGGCGCUGCCCAACCAUGCCUUGGACUAUAUUGACAUCGACUUCGAGCUGGGUGGUGACAGUUUCCGCAUCCCCCUAGUCAGUGCCUAUUGCCAUCUAGGUGGAGUUGUCACGGAGUCCGGUAGCGUUGAUCAGGAGCUCUACGUUCGCAAUGCUUCUGCGCGGGGAGUGUUGCGUUCCUUGGCUCACAAGCUGUUUGCCAACUCUGCCUAUGACAUUGGCACUCGGGUCGCCUUACUGAGGGCACUUGCAGUCAGCAAGCUCACGUAUGGAUCAGGCUGCUUAACGUUUAGUGCUUCUCAGCACAAGCGACGCUGGCACGCGAAUUACGUGCAUCUGUGGAGGAGCCUUUUCCGUCUUGAUCGACCUGAACAUGGAAAGCCGCAUUCUUAUGAGGUUCUGUUGGUAGCUGGUUGUCCGCCGCCGCAUCUUUCACUUGCCUUGGCGCGCUCCAGUCUGCUUCGCCGGAUCAUCUGUCAUGGGCCGCGUGCUGUACGUUACCUUCUGCAGGUGCAAUGGGAAUUACAUGGGAAGCGAUCUUGGCUUCAUCAAUUUGUAGGCGACAUUCGCAAUGUUGCCGAAUAUGUCUCCUCCGCCAAGGUCCUAAUGCAGUCUGCGGACCCCAUCCCAAUGCUUGUGGAACAAGUGCAGUCGCAGCCAUCUUGGUGGACGCUGCAGAUCAAGAAGGCCGUUCAAGGUUUCCAUCAAGACUUGCAGCGGUGGCAACAGACUCCUUCGCGUCAUGGGCUGCUGGCUACGCCGCGCUUGGACUUCUCUUGUCAUAUCUGCUGUGCUUCCUUCGCCCUUCGCAAACACCUUGGAGCUCACAUGGCGAGGACGCACAGAAUAGUGGCACUCCCCAGGCACUACGCGCAUGUUCCUUGGUGCCCCUCUUGCAUGACCAUGUCUCACUCCAUCAGCCGCGCGCAGAACCACUUCAAGAAGCAUCCGGAGUGUCUGAAAGCAGUGGCUGCAUUGAUCCCUCCUCUCUCCAUGGACGAGAUCCACGCUACAGAACGUGCCGACACCAACCAGGCUUCCCAGUUCCGCAUGGGACACUGGCACCGACUACAGCACAUGCCCAAAGCUACGAAAGUCUCUGGACCUCAGGCUCUAAAUGCAGAUGAGCGUGCUGAGUGGGUUUCUUCGGACUCCGACCUUGAUGUUUGGACACAUUUGUUCAGACCUGAGCCUGAAGAUGUCACGUGGGUAGCUGCUUACCUUGAUAGCGUAGGGACUCGCGAACCUGCUAGACAACAAGCAGUUUCGUUUUGGGAAGCACGCCCAGCCGGGCCUGCUGUCAUUUCUCUGGAGACGGAGGGCCCCAAUGAAUUUGCUGCAUGA
Molecule: messenger RNA, 5544 nt
Organism: Symbiodinium natans
Lineage: Eukaryota; Dinophyceae; Suessiales; Symbiodiniaceae
Source: the annotation of a GenBank genome assembly